Molecule: messenger RNA, 8040 nt
Organism: Conger conger (European conger)
Lineage: Eukaryota; Metazoa; Chordata; Actinopteri; Anguilliformes; Congridae
Gene: ncanb
Product: neurocan b
Exons: 15
Coding region: 385-4470 (1361 amino acids)
Biological process (GO): cell adhesion
Molecular function (GO): hyaluronic acid binding; calcium ion binding
Source: RefSeq, a predicted model, not a curated record
UAGCGCUUUGCUGCAAGGGACGUGAACGUCGCUGUUCUCGCUUCUUCGCUCUCUGCCCGUUGCAUGAGAAGAACCCUAGAUUCGUACCUCUCUCCUGCCAAGGGAGAUUUCACAUUUUUGAAUGCAUUUGAUGCUCUAAUACAUGUCACGUCUUUUUUUUUUUUUUUUACUCUGAAACUGAUUCGUUUUUUUUUAUUGCGUAAGAAACUGCUGUCUCACAAUCAACUCAUCCCUAAAUGGUUCAGAUUCUGAUUAUCUGCGAGCAGUAACGGUACACCUGCGCUAAACAAGAACAACCGUUUACUAGGCAAGACUGGUCAAAAUUCCUCAAGACUUUCGCUGACGUCGACGAGGCUUAAGCUACCUCAGCCCCAAAGGCCCAGGAUGGGGGGAGUGGGCUGUGUGAACGGACUGCAGGCUCUGCUUGCUCUCUUCCUGCUCCAGGUGUUGGGCCAUGACGUGGGCCGGGCGGAGACGCUGGUGAACAUGCGCAAAGUCACCCACCAGCCCGUGCGGGAGCAGCUGGCCGGCACCGCCGUCCUGCCCUGCGUCUUCACCCUGCGGCCCAGCCCCUCGCACGAGCCGCCCCGCAUCAAGUGGACCAAGGUGUGGGGCCAGAAGGGCCCGGGCCGGGCCCGGCGCGAACAGUCGGUGCUCAUCGCCAAGGACAACGUGGUGAAGGUGAAGAAGGCCUUCCAGGGCCGCGUCACGCUGCCCGGUUACCAGGACAACCGCUACAACGGCACGCUGGCGCUGACGGGCGUGCGCUCCAGCGACACCGGGAUGUACCGCUGCGAGGUGGUGGUGGGCCUCAGCGACGAGCAGGACACCGUGCCGCUGGAGGUCACCGGUGUGGUGUUCCACUACCGCGCUCCGCACGACCGCUACGCCCUGUCCUUCGGGGACGCCGAGCGGGUCUGCCUGGAGAACUCCGCGCACAUCGCCACACCCGCCCAGCUCCAGGCCACGUUCGACGACGGCUACGACAACUGCGAUGCUGGGUGGCUCUCCGACCAGACAGUCAGGUACCCAAUCCAGUUGCCAAGGCCUGGUUGCUAUGGAGACAGAGAGGACUCACCUGGUGUGAGGAACUACGGCAACAGGGCCCCCGAUGAGCUGUUUGAUGUCUACUGCUUCGCUCAGAAACUGCAAGGCGAGGUGUUCCACGCCACCCUCCCGGAGAAGCUGAGCCUGGCCACGGCCUCCACGCACUGCCACUCCCUGGGGGGCCAGCUGUCCACGGUGGGGCAGCUGUACCUGGCCUGGCAGGCGGGGCUGGACCGCUGUGACCCGGGCUGGCUGGCCGACGGCAGCGUGCGCUACCCCAUCACGGAGCCCCGCCGGAACUGCGGCGGGGACGAGCCGGGCGUGCGCACCCUCUACCACAACCCCAACCGCACCGGCUUCCCCGACACCACGGCCCUGUUCGACGCCUACUGCUUCAGAGGAAAACAGGCAGCGAAUCAGAGGACGGAAGCCGUGGGACUCCUCCAGACCAAGGGCCCUGGAGCCAAUAGCACAGACCCGGGCCUCGUCUCCAACGACGACACAGACCAGCCCGCCCCCCAGCCGUCCACCUGGACGGGAUUGGUGGACCUGGACAAGGAAGGGAUCAACUCCAUCGUGGGUCUGGAGUCGUCGGAGAUCUCGGAGGAGCACGUGGUGAUCCACCUCCGGCCCGACGAGGCCUCCGCUCGCUGGGGCGAGCCGCGGAAACCGGGCUACGCCGGGCUCCAGGAGGCCGCCGGCCCCAAGAUCACCACCAUGAUGAGCCUCUCCUCCCUGGAGAACCUGGAGGCCCAGGGCGGCUCCGCCAAGGAGGAGGAGACGGAGGAGGAGGAGGAGGAGGACGCGGAGGGACGCACGGGGUCCUCCUCCUCUCUGCCCUCCGCCCUCUCCUCUCCCACCCAGCAGGCUCACACCAGCAACGGCAUCCUCUCCAACCUGGUCAACUCCAUCAUGAGGCCCUGGAGGUACCUCACCGGGGCCGAGGCGGAGGGCGCGGCUACCCCGACCGGCCCCCCCGGCAAGAGCCUGGUGGGGCGGCAGGGGCCGGCGGGGUCGGGGAAGGGACUUUCGGGUGGAGGAAAGACGGCGGGAAGCAACAGGAGCACCGACAACGACAUCAUGGAGAACUUUGACGCGGAGGCUUCGCGGAGGUCGUCCGACGGAGGUCCGGAUCGGGACAUCCCGGAGCAACAGAGAGAGGUCUUUCAGGAAACUGGGGGCAGCGACCCAACUCAGCCCAGCAUGAUGAAUCCCAACCAGCCGACCCACCCACCCACUUCUCUUCACACGGACUCUUCUGAAGGAGUAAUUGCGUCGGGACGCGCAGAGAUGGCGAAUCCGCCCGUAGCCCGUAAUGACUCAUCGGGUUCCUCGGCGGUCUCUCAGGACGGGCGGGCGCCGGGGGCCGGGGAGGCGGCCGGGCCGGUCUCUCCCGGCACCGCGGCGGUCCCGCGGCGGAGAGAACCCCCGGCAGAGGCUGCGGGCGCCUCCAAAAUGGCCGCCCGGCCGAGUGCCGCCUCCUCCCGCCCGCUGGAUGGCGGGGAGGACGCGUCGGGGGAACCGCCGGCUCUCGUGGAGGAGCUCUCCGUCCGCGGCGGGUCGGUGGCGGGCGACCCCGAGGCCGCGGAGGUCAAGGCCGGCAGGGUGGAGCUGAUGCUGGUGCCCUCCUUCAAAGACAACCCCGAGAACUACUCCGGGGAGGGGCGGGAGCAGGAGGAAGGGCACAGCUACCAGCCCCCGGACGGAGCCCCUCCGGGCAGGCCGUCCGAUAGGUCGUCCCCGGAGGCCGAGGGCAGCGGGGGGCGGUACCCUCCCGGGGGGCGGAGCUCUAGCGCUCAGAGUGACGCCUCGAAAGUUUCUCCCUCCGUUCCGACCCACGAUGGCGCGCUGGUCCGGUUCACCACUGUCAGACAGUGGCAGCUGGAGGACCGGCCCACUACCCCGCCAGGUGGGGGCGCCCUCUCAUCCGGGCAGCAGCGUCAGGCCUCGGAAGACUCACGAGGCAACGCCGCAGAAGCGAGAGGCGAAAUCCUCUCCGCCCGUCGCCCCGGUGCCGCUGCUGCUGGCCAGGACGGGUACCUGGAUGCCCACAAUCCCUCUGCAGCCGGCACCCGCCACCCAGACGCGGCCACCACCCCCAACGCGUGGCUCAACUCAGGGGCCCUCCCCGCAGAGCCCCUGUCCACUAUCCAAACCUCCACGCCGGACUCGGUGAAGGGAGGGGGCCCCAAAGCAGCCGGACUUCCUUCCAACAACGACGUGGAGUCCACCGAGGAAUGCGCGAUUUCCAUCUCGUGGUUGUCGGUUGAGGGAGCCGAGCCCCGGGGGACCGCGGAGCCGCUGGCCUUCGGCUCGGGCGAAUCCCUGUCGCGCGGGGGACCCCAAACCGGCCCCUCCGGCUCUGGGCAGCCAGCCGGGCAGGCGUCAGGCCCUGGGGAGACGGUCCAGGAGGCCGAGGCUAGAUCAGCCAUGUCCGAGUCUUUCGUGCUGGGCAGAGGCAAGGGUCCUCUCAGCGGGACCAAUGGCACUGUCGGCACUGGAGCUGAGGACAACCCCUGCCACACCAGCCCCUGUCUGCACGGAGGGAGCUGUCUGCAGGAGGGCCGGGGCUACAGCUGCUACUGCCCGCCGGGCUACUCCGGGGAGAGCUGCGAGAUCGACAUCGACGACUGCCAGUCGAACCCGUGUCAAAACGGAGGGACCUGCAUCGACGAGAUAGACUCCUUCGUCUGCCUGUGCCUGCCAAGCUAUGGAGGGGCGACGUGUGAGAAAGACACAGAAGGUUGCGAGCACAACUGGAGGAAGUUCCACGGGCACUGCUACAGGUACUUCACCCACCGGCACACCUGGGAGGACGCAGAGAAGGACUGCCGUGAGCAGAGUGGUCACCUGGCCAGCAUCCACUCGGCCGAGGAGCAGGCCUUCGUCAACGGUCUGAGUCGUGAGAACACCUGGAUUGGGCUGAAUGACCGCACGGUGGAGGAGGAUUUUCAGUGGACUGACAACAUGGCGCAGCAAUACGAGAACUGGCGGGAGAACCAGCCGGAUAAUUUCUUCGCGGGCGGUGAGGACUGCGUGGUGAUGAUCGCCCGGGAGAACGGCAAGUGGAACGACGUGCCCUGCAACUACAACCUGCCCUACAUCUGCAAGAAAGGCACAGUGUUGUGUGGAACUCCCCCCUCCGUGGACAACGCGUUCGUGAUCGGCCGGAAGAGGUCCCACUACGACAUCCACUCGGUGGUGCGCUACCAGUGCGCUGACGGAUUCCUCCAGCGCCACGUCCCCACAGCCCGCUGCCGUGCCAACGGGAAGUGGGACCGCCCCAAGAUCGUCUGCACAAAGAGUCGGAGAUCUCACCGUUACCGCCGUCAUCACCACAAGGCUCGGCGGGAUCGCAGAAAGCACAAGAAGCACGGCGCUGGGGGCCACCGCGGUGGAGAACAGGACCACGGCCACUUCUGAACCAAAAAAACGCCCCGCCUGCACCCUCCCUCCACCCCACCCCAUCCCAACCCAGCCCCUCUCCUGCGCCCACACCCCCUCAUCCUGGCUCCGGGGAGUCGGGCAGAAUCAUACUCAAAGCCUGAGGCUUCGGCGAGAACCGCCAGGCCUCACAGGGACAAUAACAAACACUUUAUACACCCCCCCACUCUCCUUCAUUCAGUCCGUCACAACCCCUUUGACUGUGUACUCUGCCCAGACCAGGGGUCUGUCCCACAAGGCUGGAUUACUGUAAAACUGAGACCCCACCCAAAUCUGGAACAUGGACUGAAAGUUAAACGAGCUGUGUCGGGUUUUACUUUGCGCAAGUUAUCUGGCUAACUCAAUCCUGCUUUGUGGAACAGGCUCCAGGGCUGUCCAAUCCUGUUCCUGGAGAACUACCGUCCUGUAGGCUUUUACUCCAACCCUAACAAAGCUCACCUUACUCACCAGCAAGAGAUCUUGUGGAGCUGCUAAUUAGUAAAUUAGGGUUGGAAUGAAAAGCUAGAGGACUGUAGAUCUCUACGAAGAGGUUUGGGCAGUCCUGGUCUAGACACUGAUUUAGAUACCUGUGUUUGCUUAUUGUUUAGCUUGUUCUGUUUUAUUUUAGGCUUUUUUCUUAAUUGUCGAGGGUUGGAUUUGGUAAAAAAAACUAACUGUAAAUAUCCCCGUUCGUUAACGCAGUGAACAAAUCAGAGUGAUUGGGCAAUACACGCGCCUCACGUUUUGCAUAUCAUAUGAGUUAAUUUGCAUUUAUUAGCAUUAUUGCGGUUUCAUACAUAUGGAUGCAAUCCCUGGCUCAAUUUCUUCAGUCUGCUGAGGAGGCUGUUUCAUCGUUUUUAUACCUUUCAUCUGAAAGAUAUUGGAAGUCAUACUUUUAAUGAGUUUCCAAAUUAUUAUUAUUUUUUUGCCUAUGCCAGGAAUUGCUUUCCCAAGAUGGAAUGGAGACUGGAUUGGCCUUCAUGCAGUGGGGUCCAUAGGUAUUUGGACGGUGACACAAUUUCAAGGGCUGUCAUUUUAACACAAUUCACUCCUUAUGGAUGUGUAAAAUUAACGUUCAAACCGUCAGCUUUAAUUUGAGCGUAUGUACAUCCAUAUCGAGGGAUUGGUGUAGGAAUUACAGCCCUUUAAAAUUGUCCGAAACUGUCCAAAUACUUACGGACCUCACUGUGUACAGAUCUGUGGUUGACCGACCAGUCGUGUACCAGCCCUGUGUGUGCAGCUCUCUCUGGCGGCAGAUGGUUUAAUCUCCAGCUGGAGGAUGGAUUUACGCUCUCUCCUGCCUGCAUCCAUCUUCCCAUGGUGCGUCUGCGCUCUGACAGGGCUUUCGGCUGACCUAUGCCCACUGAAGAGAAUUUGUGUUGUCAGCCUCUGUCAGCUAAAAACGCGUGUUGGGAAUCGGCACCCCGCAGUAAGAUCCGGCUGUGACCAGCUCGAAAUGACCAGCGACCAGCAGUCAAGACAUAGCUUCGGCUGGUCAAACUGUGCGGGGGAGCUGGCCCGAACCGGUCAACCAGCCACCAGCUGUUUCAAAACCUAGCUUGAGCUGUACUUUUCAGUAGGGCACCCAUAUCUCAUACACUCACGCACACACGUACACACACAACAUCACUAAUAGCCCGACUAAAAGCUAUUCCCAGCAGUCUUCAGGAGGAUCUCUGCACUCUGAAAAAGCAAAAAUUCGCUUUCUGUGCCUCAGAUCGGGUAGAUCGCUGAUGGGGGAAUUAAUUUUCGGCAAUCUCCCUCUGCAUUGCAUCGUGGGAGCGGAAAGAAUCUGCUUGGCAUUCCAGACAGUAUAGAACUGAGGCUUGGUUUUUGCCUGAACAGAAUUCUGAGAAGUAAGUAACGGGUGGUAUAGAUUUGUGGGGGCAGCAUAGCUUAGCAUAGGUGACUACUUUCGCCCACCAAGAGACUACAGAUUUAGAAACACCGUUCUGUGCACGGAUGCUACAGCACUACUGACACGAUAACUGGUGUGCACUGCCCCGUUAACUAAAUGAAUUAAAUGAAAUUAGACAAAGAAUUAAAUGAAUAAGGUUACUCGGUGGCCUAGCCUGGUGGCUGUGUGGGCGUGGUGAUGAUGUGACUUGCAUAGAAGAUGGUCAAACACGGGUCUGUGUUUGUCUAUGGGAGCCGGCUGCAGUGUUGUAAAUUAAAAGCAUUCUUUCAGAAAGGUAUUCGACCUACUGACUGCAAGUUGUUUUUAGUUAUGGUUAUACUUCAGGCUCCGUUCCCUUGACACUACAGCCCCGUUCCUUCUUUCUCUGUGCCCAGAGCCUUUCUCCAUCCUGCUUCGUUCACCCUCUCGCUGACAGAGGCCCGGAGAGAGGGGGGAGUAGGUGAGACACAGGCCUUUUUGUGUUUUUUUUAAAAGUGCGGUUAAUUAACGGGAGAGGAUAUCCGCCCGGUUCCUGCCGCUCAGCCGGAGACCCGCCCCGGUCCGGGGUCUGUCGUUCCCUGUCCUGCUCUGACCGGGGGGGGCCUUCGAGGGCGACAGACGGCUGUCGAUCUUAAGAUGGCGACGGGGCACGGAGCACCGGCGGAGGGUGUCGGGACCCUUCAGACUGACGUUUAAAGCCGCGUAAGAUUCAUAGCGGCGGGAGCGAUGAUGAUCUACAGCAGCCGUGCCGAACCGGGGCUACGUGUGAGAGAGGCUGAGCGCUCUCCGCCGGCAUCACAACAAACCCGGCCGAACAGACACAUUAGAGAGAGAGAGGAAAAGAAAACAGCUUCAAAGCUGAGGCUGAGGCUGGGAUCUUCAAGGCUGAGAAGAGCUAAGGGUCUUGGAAAUAAAUUGCCGGCACUUGAUUUAGAUGUGGAGUUUUUUUUUAGCUUGUGCGCAUAUUUAUUAUAAUUUCACACAUAAGAUUGUGCAUAUAUUUUGCUUGCCAGACUUUAAAUCUGUGACACCCUACCAAACAUUGAUGUCGGUGAGACGUCAGUGUUGGUCAUGGAUUACUGGGGCAGAAAUGAAUGUCUUUUUGACUUUGGUGAUUCGAUGAGUACAAAACGCUGACCUGUUACAGGUAGAAAACUGGUCACGUCGUGUCUCGAUGUCAAUUAGCCUUGUAGCCGCGAUGCAGGUCGAUACAUUGUUUGGGGGGAUAUUAUGUGAAGUAAUGUGUUAGCUCGUUAGCCCGUUAGCUCUCCCUAGUCCUUGGUGACGGAGGAGUCUUCUCCAGUGGUGAUCUCUGUAGGCAAUGUGAAGUGUAUGAUAAGUAUAUUUUCUAUGCAAAUGCAUGUGAAACAUAUUGUGAAAUACAUUUAAAAUGUAUUUGCAUUGCAUUUUGAAAUAUAUGUGGAAUACCAUUUACAAGUGUGUUCGAUAGAUGCAUUGAAAAUACAUUGAAAAUAUAUUGAUCGUACAUUUCACAUACAUUGGAAAUACAUUCCUGAAUAUAUGAAAUGGCCCAUUUUGACAUACUUUGACACGCUUCAGGAAUACAUAUUAAAAUGUAGGGGAUGUGUCGUUCGUCGCUGUCCAGAAGGAGUCGCGGUCAGCGGAGGUUUCCUCCGGUCUUCAUUCACAAUCUUCUCACGUUGUCCCGGAGA